UGGGAGGGGCGGCUGCGGGGGGUGGGGGGGGGUUGGGGAGCGGCCCCGCGGAAGCGGAACGGAGCCACGGAGAGAGCGAGGCUGCAGCAGAGCGACCUCAGAACCAGCUGCGAGAGCUUCUGAACCCCCAGUACACAUCUGUGGGGUCAUGGAGUUCCGCAACAGGAGCAUCAGGCGAUGGAUGGAGGGGUACCAUGGAAUGAUGGAGCUCCAGGAUGAGCACAAGAACCCGUGGGUGAAGGAGUUCCCAGACGUGUGGGCAAGAUACGACUUGGACUGCGGGCUGGUGGCUGAGGAGGAGGACGUGACCUGGGAUCAUCGAGUGCCGUGCCAAAAAGAGAAAUCACUCCUGCCAGACUUGGAGAGACAGAUGGCCUUGCUGUUGCAACAGAUGCUGGAGGAGGGCAUCGUGGUGCAGGGCAGGUCGCCCUACAACAGCCGUCUGCACCUCUUCUCCAAAAAAAAUGGGGAGAUGCGGCUGACGCUCGACUUCAAGGCCAUCCACAAAGUCAUCCCCCGGCAGCCGACGGAGUCCCUGCACAAGACGGAGGUGGUGAGAGUGCUCAGCCCUCACAGCCGCUAUUUCUCCACCCUCGAUCUGUCCUGCUCCUCCUUCGCCAUCCCGCUGACGGCCGCCUCCAGGCUCAGGUUCGCCUUCACCUUCCGAAGGCAGAAGUAUCUGUUUGCCCGCCUGCCACCAUGCUUCUACCUCACCAACAGCAUCGUCCACCGCCGCGUGGCCCGCAUGCUGGCCCAGCUGCCCCCAGAGGACAAAGGCUGGGUGUCUUCUUACGUAGAUGAUAUGAUCAUCGCUGGGAGAACCCGUGAGGAGACCGCAUCCCGCACAAGGAGGGUUCUGCGGCUGAUCCAAGACACUGGUUUUAAAGUCAAGCUGCGGAAGGCGCAGCUGGUGCAGCCUGAGGUGGACUACCUAGGGAUGAAGCUGUCGGCACGCGGCCGGGAGCUGCCUGCAAGCAAACGGGAGCACAUUACGAAGGUCCCAUCCCCAUCGGACCCGAGCAGCCUCUGCUCGCUGCUGAAGAUGCUAUACUGUUAUCAGGACCAUGUGGAAGACUAUGCAAAGCUGGAGCUGCCCCUGCAGAAGCUGGUGAACAAGGAGUGGCAAUGGGGCCAGAAGCAGCAGCAGGCGCUGCGGAAGCUGAUACAGGCCAUCCUGACAGCGCCGGCGUUGCGCUUCAUCGAUCGGUCGCAGCCAUUCAUCAUCAGGCCAACGGUGAGCAAUCAGACCACGGGGGCUGCUCUGCUGCAGGAGAAUGAGAAGGGGCAGAUGGUCCCUGUCUGGUUCAAGUCCAAAGUGCUGAAGAAGCAUCAGGUGUUCUAUUUGCCCAAGGAGAAGCACUGUGUUGCGGUGGUCAGAGCAGUGGAUGCGUUCCAGGAUCUCAUAGGGCCAGCUCCAAUCAUCAUCCAAAUGCCCUGUUCUCCUUGGAAGUACCUCCUUUGGGGUGACACCAAGACCUUCUGCUGGCCGACCCCCUGCAAGAAGCAGUGGAACUUGCUGCUGGUCAAUGGGGGGAAAAACAUCCCCACAGCCCCACAGCCCUCACGAGCGCUGGUGCACCUUGCACGUCCCCUACAACAGGUACCAUCCAGUGUGCCCCGCAGAGAUAUUUGGUUCACAGCGGGGAGCUGGGCCUGCACGGCAGCCUUAGGCUUUGCUGCCACCAACCUGGAGGAGCGCUGGCUGUUGGGGUUGAUGCAGCAUGGCUCGCCGGCGGACGUGGAGCUGGAGGCCAUCAGGGUGCUGCUGCAGGAGCACCGGAGCUCCAAGCCCUUGUACAUCUAUGCCAACGCCCAGAGCGUGGUGCAAGGGCUGUGUGAUGGGGACAGUAAGGACAGAAGCAAUGAGCAGUUGUGGCAAAGCGUCUUGCAGUGGGUGCAUGCCAACCCGGGGGUGCUGCAUGUUGGGUACGGUAGGGAUGGGAAGCAGCUGGAGUGGAACCGGAAGGUGGUGGAGAGAGCGCAGAGCAUCCAAAUGUGGGUGUUGUCCGCUCGUGGCCAGCGGGUGUGGGAGCCAUCCAAGUACGAGAGGCAGGAGAUCGUCGCCCUCAGCCAUAUCGGGCACGUGGAGGUGAGGAAAAUGCUGAACAGGGUAUGGCAGGUGGCAUGCUGGGAAGGGGACCACGAGCAGGUGGCCCAGUGGGUGCAGCGCUGCAGCUGCACCAGUACCUCCCCGCAGCCCCAGCGCACGGAGGGGCCGUGGUCGCGGCUGCAGCUGGCCCAUAUCAAGGGCCUGCCCCGCUCCUCAGAGGGCUAUUCCUCCCUGCUGGUGCUGCUGGAUAAGUUCUCGAGGUGGGUGGACGCCUUCCCAAUUCAAAAAGGCAAAAUGGAGGAGGUGGUCGAGCUGCUGCGAGUGCACGUGGCACACCGGUUGGGGAUGCCGUGCUGUGUCAGCGUGGGGCACCGCGAGCAUUUCCUGCGGGACGCGGUGCAGAUGGGGCUGCAGAUCGAUGUGGAUGUGCAAUACCCACCACCCAAUUGGGUGACAGCCAUCACCACCAGCCUGCAGCGGCUGGCCCAAAGCGCGGGCAAACACUGGGCAGACAACUUGUCACUCAUCUUGGCCGCCCUUAGGGCCACAUAUGUGCACAGCGAGGUGCUCGGCCCCUACCAGCUCUGCUUCCAUCACCCGCUGAUCCUCAGGAUCACCCCCAUUGAGGGAGAGGCAGCGCCAGGCCCCACCAAGCCCCUCCUGCCCUGGUUGGCGCGGCUGCGGGAGGACAGGGCUGAGUACAAGCAGAAGGUGGAGGAGGCCAUGGAGAGUGUAGACAGUGAUGCUGAGUAGGGCUCGGGGCUGCAGGAUGGUACUAGUCCUGUUGUAGAAUCAGAGAACCAUUCAGGUUGGAGAAUAUCCCUAAGAUCACCAAGUCCAACCCCAUCAUGUCCGCUGACCAUGUUCCAUGCCACUGAUGUCCAGACCUGUAUCCUUUGCCUGAACCUGUAGUUUGGAGGCUCCACCAACCUAUGCCACUGAUAAAGAAUCAUAGAAUCAUUAAGGUUGCAGAAGACCUCUAAGAUCUCCAAGUCCAACCACAAUCCAUCCCCACUGUGCCCAAUAACCAUGUCCCAUGCCAUUGAUAUCAUAGAAUCAUAGAAUGGCCUGGGUUGAAAAGGACCACAUUGAUCAUCUAUUUCCAACCCCCUGCUGUGUG
This is a messenger RNA of Phasianus colchicus (ring-necked pheasant), 3170 nucleotides long. Lineage: Eukaryota; Metazoa; Chordata; Aves; Galliformes; Phasianidae. The record is from RefSeq and is a predicted model, not a curated record.